Sinocyclocheilus rhinocerous is the source of this 3384-nucleotide messenger RNA. Its product is annotated as NACHT, LRR and PYD domains-containing protein 3-like. Bases 72 to 3284 code for a protein of 1070 amino acids. The transcript has 10 exons. Gene Ontology annotation, molecular function: protein binding. The record is from RefSeq and is a predicted model, not a curated record. Lineage: Eukaryota; Metazoa; Chordata; Actinopteri; Cypriniformes; Cyprinidae.
UGAUCAAACUCCAACUAAAGUCUUCAGGAACUGAAAUCUUUAUAAAGACAUAGAAGAAGACUGGCUCUAAAAUGAGUCUCUAUGAGGAGAGAGAGGAGGAGGAUGUUGAUCACUAUCAGAACCAGAGAGCAGCACCUCCAGAGCCCAGCUGUGUGAGUGAUGCAUCCAUGGGACAACCCAUUUAUUUCAGUAAAGGAACAGGGACCUUCAACCUCAGUAUCAAUGGAAGAAAUAGAAAAAGAACAGCAUGUCCAGAGCCCAUAUAUCAGCCUCCUGAUCUAAGUGAUGGACCAAUGACCUUUAAACCCAGUAUCACUAGAAAAAAGAGAAAAAGAGCAGCAUCUCCAGAGCCCAGCUGUGUGUCUUUGGAGAGUGACAGAUCAAUAAAUCAGCCUCCAAAUCUAAUUGAAGGAUCAGUGACCUUGAAACCCUGUGUGGAUAGAGAUGAUCAGACUGGAGACCUGCAGAAGGAAUCUCACCAAUCAGUAGACGUUGAACUACAGAGAGUCAAAAACCAACACAAAACUAGCAUGAAGAACAAGUAUGAGAGAUUAUGUGAGGGAGUCAAACUACAAGAGAAUCAAACCUUCCUGAACACGAUCUACACACAGCUCUACAUUAUAGAGGGAGAGAGUGAAGGAGUGAAUGAAGAACAUGAGAUUUUACAGAUGGACAAAAAAGCCAGAACACAAUGCUCACAAGACACUCCAAUCUACUGCAAUGACAUCUUUAAAGCCUCACCUGAACCAGGAUGUAAGGAGAAAGACCGAAUCAAGACUGUUCUUACUAAAGGCAUUGCUGGAAUUGGAAAAACCGUCUCUGUGCAGAAGUUCAUUCUGGACUGGGCCGAGGGAAAAGCCAAUCAGGAUGUAGAUUUCAUGUUUGUGCUUCCAUUUCGAGAGCUGAACUUGAUUAAAGAUCAUCAGUACAAUCAUCAGUACAGUCUUCACAGACUUCUGCUGGACUUUCAUCCUGAACUUCAAGAUCUGGACUCACAGAUUUAUGAGGAGUGUAAAGUUGUGUUCAUCUUUGAUGGUCUGGAUGAAAGCAGAAUCACACUGAUGUUUUCAGACGCUCAGAAAGUUUGUGAUGUGACUGAGACUUCAUCAGUGGCUGUGUUGAUGUCAAAGCUCAUGAAAGGAGAGCUGCUUCCCUCUGCUCUCAUCUGGAUCACCUCCAGACCAGCAGCAGCCAAUCAGAUCCCCUCCAAAUACAUCAACCGUCUGACAGAAAUUCAGGGAUUCAAUGAGCCUCAGAAGGAGGAAUAUUUCAGGAAGAGAAUCAGUGACCAGCAUCAAGCCAGCAGAAUCAUCUCACACAUCAGAAGAGCAAGAAGCCUCCACAUCAUGUGCCACAUCCCCGUCUUCUGCUGGAUCUCAUCCACUGUGCUUCAAAAGCUCCUAAAAGAAGAUCUGAGUGCAGAAAUCCCUCAAACUCUGACUGAAAUGUACAUCCAUUUUCUACUAACUCAGAUAAACAUGAGGAAUCAGAAAUAUGAGAAGAGACAUCCAGGAAAACCCCUGCAGUCCAACAGAGAAGUGAUUGUGAAACUUGCUGAACUGGCUUUCAAACAGCUGAUGAAGGGCAAUGUGAUGUUCUAUGAAGAGGACCUGAGAGAGAGCGGCAUAGAUGUCACUGAUGCCUCAGUAUAUUCUGGGAUUUGCACUGAGAUCUUUAAAGAGGAAUCUGUGUUCCAUCAGAGGAAAGUCUACUGUUUCAUACAUCUGAGCUUUCAGGAGUUUCUGGCUGCUUUCUAUGUUUUUUACUCCCAUCUGUUAAAGAACAUGGAGCCACUGAAGUUGUUUCUGAAUGAUAAACAUGAGACAUACACAUCUGAAAAAAGCCCUUUGUGUGAGCUGCUAGUAUCAGCAGUUAAAAAAACUCUUCAGAGUAAAAAUGGACACCUAGAUCUUUUUCUGCGGUUCCUGUUGGGGGUCUCACUGGAGUCCAAUCAGAGAGUCUUACAGGCUCUUUUGACAUGCACAGAGAAUAGCUCAGAAACAAUCAGAAAAAUAAAAAAACACAUUAAACACAUAAUCAAGGGAAAUAAACGUCUCUCAGCUGAAAAAUCUAUCAAUAUGUUCCUCUGUCUGCUGGAAGUUAAAGAUCAGAAUCUUUACAGAGAGAUUCAGCAUUUUGUGAAAUCAGACAAACACUCGGAGAAGAAACUCACUCCUAAUCACUGUUCAGCAAUCGCAUAUAUGCUUCAGAUGUCAGAGGAGGUGCUGGAUGAGUUUGAUCUCAUGAAAUAUAAUACAUCAUCUGAGGGAAGACGGAGACUGUUACCAGCUGUGAGAAACUGCAGAAAGGCUCUAUUGGUCAGCUGUAAUCUCACUGGUCAGUGCUGUGAAAGUUUGUCUUCAACUCUACAAUCAUCAAAAGCCCAUCUGAGAGAGCUGGACCUGAGUAACAAUGACUUGCUGGAUUCAGGAGUGAAGCUGCUGUCUGCUGGACUGACAAGUUCAAACUGUCAGCUGAACAUACUGAGAUUAUCAGGCUGUAUGGUGACAGAGAAAGGCUGUCGUUAUGUGUCUUCAGCUCUGAGUUCAAACCCCUCACACUUGAGAGAGCUGGAUCUGAGCUACAAUCGCCCAGGAGAUUCAGGAGUCAAACUGCUCUCUGAAAAACUGGAGGAUCCACACUGCACACUGGACAAACUCAAUGUGGAUCAUGGAGGAGAGUUCAGGAUUACAGCAGGUCUACACAAAUAUGCCUGUUUUCUCACACUGGAUCCAAACACAGCAAACACUUGUCUCAUUCUGUCUGAGGGGAACAGAAAGGUGACACGUGUGGAUGAGGAACAGUCAUUUCUCGAUCAUCCAGAAAGAUUUGAUAUAUGCCAUCAGGUUCUUUCUAGAGAGAGUCUGUCUGGACGCUCUUACUGGGAGGCUGAAUGGAGGGGACAUUCUGUUAUAUCAGUGACAUAUAAAGGAAUCAGCAGGAAAGGACAGAGUCAUGACUGUUGGUUUGGACGAAAUAAAAACUCCUGGAGUCUGAUCUGCUCUGAUAAUAGAUUCAUUGCCCGUCACAAUAAUAAUUCAACUGACAUACAUGUCCCCUUACGUUCCUCUAAGAUAGUCGGCGUAUAUUUGGACAGGUUGGCUGGCAGUUUGUCUUUCUACAGCGUCUCUAACACACACACACUCACGCAUUUACACACAUUCACCUCCACAUUCACUGAAUCUCUGUAUGCUGGAUUUGGGGUUUAUGGUUUCUCAGUGUGUUUGCGUAAGAUUGAAAAGCCUGUGACCAACAACCGAGGCGUCACAUACACAUGUAAAUGAAAAACUCUCACGUGUCUGCGGGAGGUGCUAGAACAAACCUCAUUGGUUCUCGUGUGCCACGCACAGACACAAACACUUCCGUGUUUUAAUCAAUGUUUAU